AUCAUUCCAUUUUUUUUACAAUAAACAAGCUGUGAACUUUAAGAGUAUUCUUUUACAUCCAAUAUUUCUGUGAAAUUGCACAUGCAUCAUUUAAUAUAUAUUGCCAAAGUUGGUAAGAAAGAACGAAUGUCAAGAAGCUGCACGUUGUUCAUCAUGUGGUCUCCCUUGUCACAGGUUUUGGAAACGAAAAGCGGUCGUCUAUUUCUCUCUCUGGGGGAAACAAGCAUCAAUCCAGGUUCUCAUAGAUCUCGUAGAAGGGGGCUUUAAAAACCAUGAAGCCCUUAAACUUCGUCAAUAGCUUCGAUCCAUACGCAGCCAGACUAGAAGAGGCCAAGGCGCGAAGAAAGCGCUGCGUUAUCAUCUCCGCCAUAGCCACAUUGCUGCUGCUCGUCUUGGUUCUAGGCAUAGGGAUUGGAGUCUCGGUCACCAGAUCCCACCAGAGGUCGGAGAGCUCUUCCAAUCGCCAGGGGGCAAACGCUGGAUCAUCCAACUCACUGCUCGCGCUUUGCAACAGGACGGCAUUUCCCCCAUCCUGCAUUUCCUCUCUCUCUGCCUAUCCCGACGCUCCAGGCGCCAAUCCCAAGAAGCUAGCUCUGCUUGGAAUCACAGCCGCGGUGGAGGAAGUGAAGAGAUCCCUGGCUCUCGUCCACAACAUCUCCAGCGAGCUGGAAACCCAGACCAAUCUCGUCAACCUCACCACCAUGGACGCACUGGGCGACUGCUCCGACAAUCUUCUCGACUCACUCGACCACCUGGAUCACUCCAUGUCGGAGCUCGACACCCUCGACCUCAAAUCCUUUCGGGGCUUCUCGCCGUCCAUGGAGAACAUCCAUACCUGGCUCAGCUCGGCGCUCACAUUCCACACCACCUGCGCCGACGCGAUCGAAAGCGAGCGGCAGCAGGAGAAGCUGUUGCCACUGCAAGCAAGAUCCGAGUACGUCCAGGAGAUCCUCACGAACGCUCUCAGCUUCUUCGUCGCGUUCAAGGCCCUCUUGGACAAGACCUUCCCGGGAACUCCAACAAGAAGGAGAUUGCUCAGCUCGCCGCCACUGGGCUCUCUCCCAGAGUGGAUCACAGAUGCCCAGAGGCGGCAUUUGCUGCAACAAGGGGGAUCCAGCGAGAUGGCGCCCGCAAAUGCCAUUGUCGCGAAAGAUGGCAGUGGUCAGUUCGUGUCCAUUCAAGAGGCGAUUGACGCGGCACCGCUCAAGAGCCGCACAAUGCAUGUGAUAUACAUAAAGCAGGGGAUUUAUGACGAGGCAGUGGUAGUACCCAAGGCAGUGACUAAUCUCGCCUUCCUGGGCGAUGGAAUUGACAAGACGAUCAUCCAGGGCCAAAGAAGCGUCGCUGGAGGCUCCACCACCUUUGGCUCUGCCACCCUCGCGAUCAAUGGGCGAGGAUUCGUUGCCAGCCACUUGAGCGUACGAAACCUGGCCGGACCCAAAGGUCGCCAAGCAGUGGCCGUCCGGGUGAGUGGCGAUCAAGCAGCCUUCUACCGGUGCUCCUUCAAUGGCUACCAGGACACCCUGUACGCUCACUCGAGCCGGCACUUCUACAGAGAAUGCGUUGUCUCCGGGACCGUCGACUUCAUCUUUGGAAACGCUGCAGCAGUCUUCCAACGGUGUAACAUCCAGGCACUGCUCCCGGAUCCUGGCCAGAACAUCAUGAUCACGGCGCACGGCCGCGUCACCGAUCUCCAAAACACGGGCUUUAGCUUCCAUGGCUGUCGAGUGGAAGGCUCCGGUCGGCUGGUGGCGCAGAGUCACAGAUUCCCUGCGUACCUGGGGCGCCCCUGGAAGGACUACGCUACCACCGUCUUCAUGCAGUCGGACAUCGGCGGGAUAAUCUAUCCGGCUGGCUGGAGCGAGUGGGAAGGAGCACCGCUUCACAGAUACAAGACCGUCUUCUUUGGCGAGUACCUCAACACCGGAGCAGGCGCGUCUCAAUCAGGCCGAGUGUACUGGAGCGUUCCAAGCCUCACCAUGGACCAGGCCCGGGAGUUUACUGUCGGGAAGCUCAUAUCUGGUCUCGACUGGCUGCCUUACAGUGGAGUCGUCUUCGCCAAUAAUCUCUGAACGGCUGCACAAAAGGAGGAACUUAUAUAAGUAUUCUUUUCCCCGUUUCUUGCGAAGCAAAGAUUUACCUGACAGCUCCCAUGUACUGUCCCAUUCCGAAGAAAGCAUUUUGUAUCGCGAAGUGUCAUCCUCUCCUGAGAGGCGAUAUAAUUUCUCGCAUCCAUGUCACUUUUUCCAGAGGGCGAGGAGACUAGCGAAGCUUUAUAAGUUUGAUGUAGCCCUGGAACUGUCCGUGGGACUCUUGAAUAUAGCUGCUGCAGCAAGCGCUGGUAGGCACUUACGAGGCUUCUUGGCUCACAUGAAUUAUCGUAUAGAUAUAUAGCUCGCACGCAAGACGAAAUAGUUUGUGUCGGCUUUCGUCCGUGAUGUACACCGCCCUCCUGCAAUACAUGAUAGCUUUAUCAUCUGCUA
This is a messenger RNA of Selaginella moellendorffii, 2483 nucleotides long. Its product is annotated as pectinesterase. The transcript is spliced from 2 exons. Gene Ontology annotation, molecular function: pectinesterase inhibitor activity; pectinesterase activity. The coding region runs from base 273 to 2072 and encodes 599 amino acids. Gene Ontology annotation, biological process: cell wall modification. Lineage: Eukaryota; Viridiplantae; Streptophyta; Lycopodiopsida; Selaginellales; Selaginellaceae. The record is from RefSeq and is a predicted model, not a curated record.